GUAUGUAAAGGGAUUUGUGAAACAGGGAGACUGUAGACAACAAGAAUUCAGGGAUCGAUCUGGAAAUUGUGUUCUCUGCAAGCAAUGUGGACCAGGCAUGGAGUUAUCUAAGGAAUGUGGCUUUGGCUACGGGGAGGAUGCCCAGUGUGUGACAUGCCGGCCUCACAGGUUCAAGGAGGACUGGGGCUUCCAGAAGUGCAAGCCAUGCCUGGACUGUGCGCUGGUGAGCCGCUUCCAGAAGGCUAACUGUUCUGUCACCAGUGAUGCCGUCUGUGGGGACUGCUUGCCAGGAUUUUACAGGAAGACAAAACUUGUUGGCUUUCAAGACAUGGAGUGUGUGCCGUGUGGAGACCCUCCUCCUCCUUAUGAACCACACUGUGAGUGAGCGCCAUACAAACACAGCCGAAGGGCUCUUGGCCUUUUUUUAAAAACCCUCUUCAGUUGGCAAAUGGAGCAAAAUCUCUCUCUACUGUGGGGCUUAUAGUGUGCACUCUUUUAUCAAGCUUCUAGCAGAACAUAAAGCCCUUUUGUUGUGUGCCUCAGUCAGCACACUGUGUCUGUUGAAUUGAAUCUAAAGUGAAAUAUAGACAUUUUGCUGCUGUGUUCCAUCUAAAUUCUUACCCUUCACUCUGGAUAUAUAAUGCAGGCAGAGCCAGUUACCUAGGUGGUCCAAAUCCUAGUGUUUAAUGUCUUUGUGCCAUGGGCCCAUGAAUUCCUGUGUUUUCCCUCUUACUUCCCACACCCUGUCAUUUGGCUUCUUUGCCUUUCUAGAGCCAUUCCUUUCCAUGAUCACCUGCCCUAUUUAAUGUAUCCUCAAUGGAAUGGUACUUCAUUUCAUUCAUUCCUUUAUUUUUUUUCAUUUAACAAAUAAGAGAAA
Molecule: messenger RNA, 877 nt
Organism: Talpa occidentalis (Iberian mole)
Lineage: Eukaryota; Metazoa; Chordata; Mammalia; Eulipotyphla; Talpidae
Product: tumor necrosis factor receptor superfamily member 19-like
Exons: 3
Biological process (GO): positive regulation of canonical NF-kappaB signal transduction; positive regulation of JNK cascade
Cellular component (GO): plasma membrane
Molecular function (GO): protein binding; signaling receptor activity
Source: RefSeq, a predicted model, not a curated record